AUGAAGCAUUACAACCAUCAGAAGCCAAACGUUGUGGCACGAACUCAUCUGGAAUACGAGCUACAAUACAAACGCAAUCAAUGUAGAAGUGAUAUGCGAAGCAGUGAAACCGGAUUUAUCAUUGAGCUAUCCAAACACGUGGACACCAUCUGCCCUCCAGAUUUAAGUGAUGAAAACGAUGAAAUUUGGUUUGGUGUCGGCUUUGGGCCAGACUUUCUGGACAAACUUAGACCUGAAGACAAACCACAAGGUAUCGUACCAUACCCUUAUCGCACCCGCGUUGGACCAUUGGGCGAUUUACCAGACACGGGAGGUGACAUAUUUGUCCACGCUAAAUGUAACGAAAGAGGCAAGCUGUUUCAACUCUGUCAAGUCCUUAUACAUAGCUUGCCGCAAGGAAGCGUGACUCGGUUUGAAGACGUUUACGGAUGGGUCUAUCGGGGUGGGCGUGAUCUUAGUGGCUUCAUAGAUGGAACCGAGAAUCCUGCAGAUGCGGAGGAUCGCAUUGCAGCAGCGAUUGAUCCUAAAAGUGGUGGUAGUUAUGUGGUUACACAAAAGUGGGUUCAUAAUCAUCCCGUGCUCCGAUCAACUAAAGAUUCGGUGAAGGAACAGUGGAUUGGUCGGGACAUCAACGACAGCACGGAACUUCGAAAGAAAACUAUCACCGCUCACGUCUCCCGUAUGGUUGGCUCACCGGACUUUGACGCUAGCCCCAAGUUUAAAAUCGUACGGCACUCUCAGCCCUGGGGUACGGUGUCUGGAGAAUCUGGCUUAUUUUUCAUCGCCUAUUCGGCGACCCCCACCGCCUUGGAUUGGAUGCUCGAUCGAAUGACGGCUCUUUCUGAUGAUAAACAAGCAGACGAUGUCAUGCGUUUCACAAGAUGUGUGACUGGAAAUUACUGGUACUUCCCAAGUCAAGCGGAAUUUGAUCGAAUGACCAAAAACGCCUCCUCAGGCGGAUUUUCUCGCUACUGGCGCUAGGCUCUUACUCGCUCACUUGGUGGCUACUUUGGUUUACCUGAUCGACUGUGAUAUUUCGCCAGUUUUACCUGUUUGCUUUAUGACUUCAUGGUGUUGAUCUCUUUCGCUCGCGUUGUCAAUUUCAUUGCAUGUCACGUUUACUCGAUACGCGCCACUUCCUUUCUUCAGUAACUCCAUGUUACUUUUUCGUGCUUCAACAUUUUGAUAAAUCUUUUCGACAGCCUUCUUUUCUCCUUCGUUUCCCAUGACGGUACAGCGAUCGGUAUUUUUCCAGUGUUUGACGGACUUCAUGCGACUGUCAAAAGCGUUUUCUGCGCUAACUCAGUUUCAGAUGUGUACUUAAUGGUAUCCACUCCACUAUAACCAUGAAUGAGUUUUCAACUACCUGUAUCGUUUGGUUGCACCCUAAAGCAACCCAACUCACAUCCACCAAUGGUUCAUUUUGAACAACAACUACCUGUACUGAGAAUUACACAUCUUUCGG
This is a messenger RNA of Dicrocoelium dendriticum, 1465 nucleotides long. The record is from the annotation of a GenBank genome assembly. NCBI's taxonomy places the organism in Eukaryota, Metazoa, Platyhelminthes, Trematoda, Plagiorchiida, Dicrocoeliidae.